AUCAGUCAACAGUGUGAAAGAGGAAGGAAGUGGUUCACUUUAACAGCUUGACUUCUGCCUUCUGAUGACCACAGAGGAACAUUUGCUGCAGAGUAAACAUCUCCUCCCUGUUUCAAACAGGGAGAAGAGGAGCAGCCAUGACUGUGAGAGCAGCAGUGACUGGACUGGUUAUCUUUCUUCUCUCUGUGCCAGUGGUCCAGAGUCAGAAUGGCUGGGGAGUGACUUAUUCACAAACUGAAGUCUGUGCCUUAGAAGGAUCAACAGUGGAACUAAGCUGCACCUACACAUAUCCAUAUCCUGGCUAUUAUAGAGUUACUGAAUCAUUCUGGUUUACUAAAACACAGAAUAAUGAACCUGUUGAUGUGAGAACAGACUCACAGUACACAGGACGUGUGACGUACAGUUGUGGAUGGAAACGCUGCACUCUGAGAAUCACUAACGUAGAGAAGAGAGACUCAGCUACGUACAAGUUCAGAUUCAUAACAAACCAAGCUGGUGUCAGAUUUACAGGAAACCCUGGAGUCAUUUUGUCUGUCACAGAUCUUCAGGUGCAGGGAACUUAUUCAUGGUCCAAGCUAGAACUGAAAUGUCUCAGCCGUUGUCUUUCACCUCAUCAUGUCUCCUAUGUCUGGUACAAGAAUGGACACAAAAUCUCUGCAGAAGAAUCUUCUUAUUCAGACAGUUAUGUUCAUGCAGACAGCUACUCCUGUGCUUUGAAAGGCUAUGAGGAUUUCCCCUCUCCUCUGUACUGUUACUAUGAUUCUUCCUGUAACAAAGUGAAAUACACUCACAGAACCAUCUGCGCCUCCAGAGGCUCAUCAGUGGACAUCUCUUGUUCUUACAGAAGUUAUGAAAGCAUCAGGUCAAAAUUCUGGUUCAGAUCUGAUCAAAGUCAGCAGGGGCAACAUGACCUACGACCUAAAGACCUCAGAGAAGAUUCCCAGUAUGUAAAUCGUGUUCAGGUCACUGAGUCUUGGAGAGACACCACCCUGAGAAUCUCUGAGCUGAGAGAGAGCGAUUCAGCCGUCUAUCGUUUCACAUUUACAGCAGGAAGCUCUGGAUGGGGGACCAGUUUACCUGGUACAACUCUGACUGUAACAGCUUUACAGGUGCAGGUGAUGAAGAUAACAACCCACCGGUUUUACACAGAGGCAGAGCUGAGAUGUUACAGCAGCUGCAGUGAAGCGGAUCUUUCAUAUGUCUGGUUCAGGAACGGACAGAAAGUUACCUGGAAGAGAACAGCUACAACUAAAAUCAGUUAUUAUCUUGACAAUAAGAUCUCCUGUGCUUUAGAAGGACAUGAGAGAUUUCCCUCUCCAUCAGUGUAUUCUCCCAAAGUUCCCUCUGUAGUUUUGAACCCCACUGGUGAGAUAGUGGAGAGCUCCUCUGUGACACUGACCUGCAGCACCGAUGCUAACCCAGCCGCUAAUAUCACCUGGUUCAAGAGGAACGGACGCCAAGACUUUGAACCUUUCAGCAGUGAACAACAGCUCAUCUUCAGCUCCAUCCAGUCCUCUGAUGCAGGAGAGUAUAGGUGUAGAGCAGAGAACAGUCUGGGGCGGAGAACAUCUGCACACAUCAUUAUUGAUGUCAAAUAUGCUCCCAGACUUCCCUCUGUGUCUCUGAGUCCUGUGGAUGAGAUUAUGGGGGGCAGUUCAGUGAAUCUGACCUGUAGCAGUGUUGCUAACCCAGCAGCUAAGUACACCUGGUACAAGGAGAACCAAACAGCACCUCAGGGACUACAAGGCCUUUAUGGUUUCACCACCAUCAGCCCUGAGGACAGAGGGACAUACUACUGCAGAUCUGAGAAUCAGUAUGGAUGGAUCAACUCCUCUCCUGUAUUUAUAGAUGUCCAGUAUGCUCCAAAGCUUCCCUCAGUGUCAGUGAGUCCUGUGGAUGAGAUCAUGGAGGGCAGUUCAGUGACUCUGACCUGUAGCAGUGAUGCUAACCCAGCAGCUAAGUACACCUGGUACAAGGAGAACCAAACAUUACCUCAGGGACAAAAAGGCACUUAUUCUUUCACCACUAUCCGGUCCAAGGACAGUGGGAUGUACUCCUGCAAGUCUGAGAACAAGUAUGGUCACAAGACCUCCAAAGGAUUCUGUAUCGAUGUUCAGUACGCCCCACGACGUCCUUCAGUGUCUCUGAGUCCGUCUGCUGCCAUAGUAGAGGGCACUUCACUAAAUCUGACCUGUAGCAGUGAUGCUAACCCAGCAGCUAAGUACACCUGGUACAAGGAGAACCAAACAUUACCUCAGGGACAAAAAGGCACUUAUUCUUUCACCACUAUCCGGUCCAAGGACAGUGGGAUGUACUCCUGCAAGUCUGAGAACAAGUAUGGUCACAAGACCUCCAAAGGAUUCUCUGUGGAUGUUCAGUACACCCCACGACUUCCUUCAGUGUCUCUGAGUCCGUCUGCUGCCAUAGUAGAGGGCACUUCACUAAAUCUGACCUGUAGCAGUGAUGCUAACCCAGCAGCUAAUUACACCUGGUACAAGGUUAAUGAGGAAACAUCAGUAGCAUCAGGACAGAUCUUCAUCAUCAGUGACAUUAGAUCUGAACAUGGUGGGAAUUAUUACUGUGAAGCUCACAACACAAGAGGGCGCCAUAACUCUACCUUACAUCUGGUUGUUGUUUCUGGGUCAAUGAAAUCAGUAACUGCUGGAUUGGUCACUGUUAUUUUCCUGGUUAUCAUUCUCCUCUCCAUCUUCCUGUUGAUAAGAAAAAAGAGAUCCUCAGGAGAAACCAACAAGCCUGGAGGAAGGCUGGACAAUGAAGGACAGCUCAAUAUGGCCUCAGCUAAUGAUGACCCACCAGCUUCAGCACGAAGACAGCCAGCUGAGGAACAGGGAGAACUGUGUUACGCCACCGUAAGCUUCUCAAGAAACAAGGAAGACCCUAUCUACUCCAACAUUUUACAAGCUAAAUUCAACAGACCAAAGACCAAAAAUGAGGAAGAAGAGGAUGAGGUGGAAUACUCUGUGGUCAAAAUUACAAGUGCUUGUUCCCUCCCAGAAUCAAGAAGUCAGGAGGUUGUUGAGGAUUCAUCUAAAUUGUACAGCACAGUCAACAAGAAACCAAGAGCAUGAAUGUAAAUUACAACAAAACCCAAAUGUGUUUAUUUAUUAUAAAAACCUGUCUUUACCAUUUACUGCCAUUCAUUUAGAUGGAACAUCUUCAACCAGGAAGGGGCGGGGCCAGCAUUGCUUGCAGAGCACCUGGAUGGAUUGUUGUGUUCAGUUAUAAAGCAUCAAAUUAGGCCCUUUGUUUUUGAAAAAGGUUAGUUAAGCUGGUGAAAUUACAUUGCUGGUGUGGAAGCUUGCAUUGACUUGCUACAGGUUUCGAAAAAUACAAAUUUUGUGCAAAUUAUUUGCACGAAAAAAAUCUCUGUUGAUAAGAACCUUUCUGAUAUUUACUUGAAAGCUUUUGCAUUGCCAUCACAGCUGUUAUUUUGUCUUAUAGAGUCUUUACACUCUGUGGUUAUUGAAGUUUAAUGUAGAUAAUUGCACUGAUGAAUGUUAAAAAAGAAUAGAACGAUUUUGAUGUAAUGAAAUCUUUCUAAAGCUGUGAGGUUGUUCAUGAAAGUUCAGUAUUUUAUUUUCUUUGUUUUAUCCAGGUAGCUAUCAGGCUGAACUACAGUCUUUGUUACUGUUUGUAUAAUUUUCGGUGUUAAUUCCACAAACUGGAAAGGUCAGUCAUCAAGUAGUACUCUGAUCUUUUUUAGUCACACCUUUCCCAAACCAAAACUUCAGAAAAACAGUUCAGACUGAAUUUGUUUGUUAAUGCUUUUUAUGUAAGUUGGCUACUUUAGUAGGAGUUUUUGAUAAUGCUGACAAAGCAAUAUUUAAGUGUAGAACUCUCUUUGUUACUAUCCAAAGUUAUUCCAUCCAUUAUUUAGCCCAUUUAUUCUAUUUGGGGUCAAAGGGGGCUGGAGCCAAUCCCAGUGGUCAUAAGGCGAGAGUACACCCUGGACUGGGCGACAGUCAGUCACAGGGCUGACAUGUAGAGAUGACCAGGCGUGCUCACAUUCACACCUAAGGGCUAAUUAAGGGUGACCAAUUAACAAGCAUGUGGACUGUGGGAGGAAGCCAGAGUACCUGGAAAGAACCCGGGCGUGUACAGGGAGAACAUGAAACACAGGAAAGGCCGUGUAUGACAGCAGUUAGAAUCAGGAACCUUCUUACAGUGAAAAUUAUUUGUUUAUUUGGAUCCCCAUUAGCAUCAGCAUUCACUCUGGACUAUUCUUCCUGGGGUCAGUAAUCCAUUUUUUAAACUGAAGAUGCAUCAUUUUAAUCUGGCUUUUGAUUUGGAGGGAUUUUUUUGUUUAAAAGUUUCAUAUAUUUUAGAUUAUAUCCUGAAAAUUUUGAGUUGUAUCCCUUUUUAAACAUUUUUUUUGUCAUCUUUUUUUUUCAUGUUGAAUUUAUUGUGCUGUUGAUUUCUUUUUAUUUUCAUGUUUCAUUAUUUUAGCAUUAAAGUAUUCUUUCUUAGUUUAGUUCUUUAAGAUUUCAUGCAUUGUUGUUAAUUUCUGUUUUAUUUCCUGUUUCUGUAAUUUGUGAAGCACUUUGUGCUUCAUGCUUUUAUAUAUGAGAUGUUAUUUUCAGCAAACAGUUAUUCCUGCAUUCCACACAGACAUGAAGGAUCAUCCUCUCCUUUAGUGUGGGUUUAUGCAACAUAAUUUUGGCAAUUUUAAAUGUCGGUACUCCAUACUCUGUGGAGAAAUUCCCUUCGUAUGUAGACAAUGCUUUUAUUUUGAAAAUCUACCAGCACGCUUCCACUAUACACUGAAUCCAGUCAACUGUAGGGAGGUUUAUUGAGGUCAAACUUAGAAGGAAUGGCAGAGCUUUGACAGCAGGGAGACAAACAAGCAAACAAGCAGCAAACUUAUGCCUGAUAUGAAAGCUUUUAUGGCAGCAACAGCUAUAAACAGCAAAACACACCGCCAGUCUGAAACAGUGGUUACUGCAUAGCAACGGGGAAGAGCGCUAGUGAUGUCAUAGUACCACUGUGGACCAAAACGUGGCGGCCUCCUGGUGAGUUUGUAAGGUCAAAUUUACCCUUAAUGCAGAUAUCUAGGAUAUGUAGUGAAUUUUAUUUACUUAAUUAUACAUAUGAGAGAUAAAAAUACCUAUCCACAAAGAUAAACUUGUCUGAUCCUGCAGGGUUCCUUUUAAAACUGGUGCAUAGACGAUUCAUGCAGCAUUUUUACUGAUCUAGAACUCAAUGGACCGAUGCACUCUGAUCUUUGACGUUAAUUCUGGUUAGCCAAUCCAGAUCAGUUUAUCUUUGCAGCAAUAAUAUAAUUUAUUUGUAAUAAGGCAGGGAAAUUAAUUAGAAUUUGGAUUAAACUGCAAUAUGGCCUACUACGGUUUUCAAUACUUCUUCAACCUGAAAUGAUUUUUUUUUUUUCAGCAGACAUGUUAUG
Molecule: messenger RNA, 5422 nt
Organism: Cheilinus undulatus (humphead wrasse)
Lineage: Eukaryota; Metazoa; Chordata; Actinopteri; Labriformes; Labridae
Product: B-cell receptor CD22-like
Exons: 15
Coding region: 138-3089 (983 amino acids)
Source: RefSeq, a predicted model, not a curated record